GGCAAACUAGGGGAAACCAAUUAGUGCCCAGCCCUGGCGGUGGGGGUACGACACCCCCCUUUUUUCAGCUCCUUCCCCUCGCUGGGGAGAAUGGAGACCCUCGCUGCGUACAUAGAGGCAUAGGAGACCCAGGCCUGUCGGAGGUUGCCCUUUCGCCCACGGUGGCGCGCCGUCCUUCCCACUUCAGCACCGGGCAGGCGGACAGCUCCCUACGGCCGUUGUUUCAGCACCAGAGCCAGCGGACAGCUCCCCAUCCUCUUGCCAGGCUCCGCGCGGAGCGGUUGGCGGCGGAGAAGCGGGGAGGUUGCUAAGUGGGGUGCCCAACUCCCAAAAAGCGGGGGGCGAGAGGAGAAGUUCCGUGCACUGGCUCAUCCAAAGCCUUCCUUCCUUUGUCUUGUGGGGAGGCGGGGAUCGGAGGCUCAGGGCGCGAGUCCUUCUCUCCUCCCCCCCCCGCCCCUCGUGCGCCGCCUUUGCUAUAGCGGCGCCGCAUCUGCAUGGGGGGGGGCGCUGUUGAGCCUCGCCCCUCCUCCCCCGGCGUCGUCGAGCCGGAGAGCGCCGGGCUGGUGGGUAUUGGCUCAGGCCGCCUCCCUCCGCUCCUCUCCGCAGCCAGCGGCCCCCCCACCUCCGCCCCCCGGCCGCUGUUUACUCGGGCCUUGCCGGACGGAGCGCGCGUGAUGGCUGCAGUGGCGAGCGGCUCCGGGCAUCAGCAUCAGCAGCCUCCGCAGUGACAGCCCCCGCCCGCCUGCCCGCUCCAGCGCAGCCCGGCCCUCGCCGCCGCCCCGCCCGGCCCCCGCCAGCCUCGCCCUGCCGUGCGCCCCGCCAGCCCCAGCCCCAGCCCGGCUCGGCUGCGCCGCGGAGAAGAUGGCGGAUCGGGCGGAGAUGUUCUCGCUGUCCACCUUCCAUUCGCUCUCCCCGCCGGGCUGCAGGCCUCCUCAGGACAUCAGCCUGGAGGAAUUUGAUGACGAAGAUCUGUCUGAGAUCACCGACGACUGUGGCAUCGGCCUUAACUACGACUCGGACCACUAUGAGAAGGACUGCCUGGUGCUGGAGAGAUGUGAGCAGCCCAACCCCAUCUCCACCUUCCAGGACGAUUUCCAGGAGUUUGAGAUGAUCGAUGACAACGAAGAGGAAGAGGAAGGGAAUGGACUGGAGGAGGUGCCCCCCUCACCCUCGGGGUCUCCAAUCCCUUCGCCCACCCCAGAGGAGACCCAGAAGCAUCGCCCCACCACUCUCAAUCUGACCGUGACGGGGACACAGGACUCCCUGAACAACAACAGUGGCUGCAACCCAGCGCCUCCCUUGCAAAGGGCCACCUGGCAGGAGACUCUGCUCCACACUUCUUCUUCCUCCUCCUCCUCUUCAGUGCCCCAUGCUGAGCGAUCCUCCCCUGUGCACCCAUGUCUCCAGGACGGACCCUGCUCGGACGCUCGGAGUGGCACAGGCCCUGGCCGAGCCCAACCUCCUUGCAAACCACCGCUUUAUGAUGCCGAAGGGAACAGCCAGGAGCAGCUGCGGGAGGCCCCUCCCCCUGCCCGACCUGGGGAGGACUACAACAUGAACAUCGUCUCCUCCAUGCCCUGCUCUCAGCCUCCUUCAGCUUCAUCUGUCCAGGCCCCCAGGGAGGUUGCAGAAGACCCCCAAGGUCCCGUCGCACGCCUGGCGUCCCAGACACCCAUCUUCAGCCCCCACAGGUCACCGGCAACGGAGAUCUACUGCGCCAGGUUCCAGAGGGAUGCGGCAGGAUGCCAGGAGGCAGAGAAGGUAGCUGGGGGCUCCCCUGUCAUCUUUGCUGGCGGGAAAUCGGGGCACGGGUCCCCCAUCUCACUGAUUGACCAGGGAGGCUCCCCGCUGUCAGACGACGAGGCUCCCAAGGGCCGCCGAGAUGCCGGGUCUGGAAGGAGCCACCCCACGGGAGACCAUGCCGCCCCGACCAGAACGGCGACGGAAUCCCUGAGCUCCGAAGGAGAAAGCGCCCACAGGGGCCGGGCGCUCAGUGUGCGAGGGCCACCUUCCGCCUCCUCGGACACCACGUCCCCCUCGUCAGACCCCGGUAUUGAGGCAGACCUCACCAGCCGCAACUCCAAAUCCUUCCCGCCGUGCAGCCGGCACAGCGAGGACCUCAGCUCGCCUGGCUCCGACUCGGACGUGGAGGGCGAGAUUGAGGCGGCCUUUGCCUGCAGCGGGAACCGCCUGGCCAGCAACAUGAUCUCCAGCAUUUCGGAGACGGAGCUGGACCUGAGCAGCGACAGCAGCAGCGGACGCUCCUCCCACCUCACCAACUCCAUCGAGGAGGCCAGCUCCCCGGGCUCAGAGGCCGAGCUGGAGGCGGACCUGGAGUCCCGGGGGGUUCUGGGCCUGAAGGACACCCUCCUGCUAGAUGUCGGCAAAGAGGAGGAGGAGGACGGGGUGGCGGUGGCCCCGGAGAGCGCAGUGGUGCAGAGGGACAGCCUGGCGGCCCUCAAGAUAGAGGAGUUCUACGAGGACCCGUCCGCUCCCAUCGAGCCAAUUGACAGGCCCCUCUCGGACUCGCUGGACCUGGAGAUCGACCCCGACCACAGCCGGGAGACCCUGCGGCGCUCCUUCUACUUGCCGGUGGGGGCCAAGCUGGUGCCCAAGGGCCGCAGCGACAGCGACGACCGAGCGGGGAACAGCGAGUACGACUCCGAUUCCGACUCUGAGUCGGAGCCGGACCUGAGUGAGGAUUCCGACUCCCCGUGGCUGCUCAGCAACCUGGUGAACAAGAUGAUCUCAGAAGGCUCGUACCCCAUCAAGUGCGCCGACGAAUGCUUCCCAGCGGCCCACUCCCUUUCGGACACCAUCUCUCCCGCCUCCGACCUGGAGCCCGAGAUCCCCAGCGAGGCCCUGGGGGAGGCGCAGCCUGGCCCUCCGCAGAGCAUCGAGCUGGUGGACAUGGAGACCCUCCGGUGUUCACUACGGGACGAGGAGAAGCCCACCGAGCCAGGGGGCCCGGCGGACGAGGUGGGGCCCUACCUGUUCAUGAGCAACCUGACCAACGACACCAUUGCUCCCGUCUUUCCUGGGAGGCCACUCUCUGGCUGCUGCAAGAGCGGCGGCGGCACCCCAGCCAAGGGCUUGCCCCCCAGGGAGGUCGCGGUCAAGGCCGACCCAGCCACGGGGCCCGAGGACUGGGCGAUCGACGGGGACCUGGACUCUGGCAUCUUGGAGGACAACGACAUGAUUGACGACGUCCGGUUAGAGGGCAGCGAGGGGCUGGACGUCUCCACCGCCAAGACCAACCGUUGCUUCAGCUUCGCCUACUCUCCUGAGGAAGAGGAGGACAGGGAGGCCCCUUCCCUAGGCAGCCUGAAGGACUCCCCCUUCUCCGAGGAGAUGCCCCUGCCCCCGCCCACCAUAGCGCUGGACGACUCCCUGGCCUACGACUCUGUCAAGUACACCCUCGUCGUGGACGAAAACACCCAGCUGGAGCUGGUCAGCCUCAAGCGUUGCACAUCGGUGCUGAGCGACGACAGCGAGCUCCUGCGGGCCUGCGAUGCUGCCGACCUGGAGGACGCGGGCAGUGACUUUGGGGAAGGGCUGGUGGCCCCGGACGGGCGCAGCUCUUCCUCGGAGGACUCCUCGCCCGAGGCUGACCUCCACUUCUCAAAGAAGUUCCUCAACAUCUUUGUCAACAGCACCUCCCGUUCCUCCAGUACAGAGUCCUUUGGCCUCUUUUCUUGCAUGGUGAACGGGGAGGAGCGGGAACAGACCCACCGAGCCGUCUUCAGGUUCAUCCCUCGCCACGAGGACGAGCUGGAGCUGGACGUGGACGACCCCAUUCUAGUGGAGCUGGAGGAGGACGACUACUGGUACCGGGGCUACAACAUGCGCACGGGGGAGAGGGGCAUCUUCCCGGCCUUCUAUGCCCACGAGGUGGUGAGCCAGGCCAAGGAAGUGACAGGCCUGAAGCGGAAUCCGUGCUGGGUGGAGCGCUUCAACGUCCAGUUCUUGGGCUCCGUGGAAGUUCCUUACCAUCAGGGCAAUGGCAUCUUGUGUGCCGCUAUGCAGAAGAUUGCUACCACCCGCAAGCUCACAGUACACCUGAGACCCCCAGCCACCUGUGACCUGGAAAUCAGCCUGCAAGGCAUCAAGCUCAUCCUGACCGUGAAUGAAUACAGCCGAGACGAGGAGUUUGAGCGCUGCAGCCAUUUCUUCCAGAUGAAGAACAUCUCCUUCUGCGGCUGCCAUCCCCGCAACAGCUGCUACUUUGGCUUCAUCACAAAACACCCCGUGCUGAGUCGCUUUGCCUGCCACGUCUUCGUAUCCCAGGAGUCCAUGCGGCACGUUGCGGAGUGCGUUGGCCGCGCCUUUCAGGAAUACUACCAAGAGCACCUGGAGUUUGCUUGCCCCACAGAAGACAUUUACCUGGAGUAGGACCUGAGCCCGGAGUGCCUCCAGCUUCUGCACCCCCUCCAGAGACUCUGACCCAGUGCCCCAGGACCCUCGGCUCCGCCAGCCUCGACACCACCCAUGCCACCAUUUUUCAACCCGGCACCCUGCUGCAGCAGAGGGGAGGUGGGGUGGGGCAGGCGAGGGGGCAGAGAGAUGGGGAGGGCGGCAGGCGCUGGCUGUGUGCAGUUGCCCCCUGCCCUCCCCCUCUCCUGGAGCCCCUCUCCCAAAACACCCGGGAGCAAAUCUCUGGGGAGGGAGCCUUCCUCCUUGAAGCAGGUAGAGACCAGUGAUGGGGCUGGAGGAUGAAUUUGGGAGUGGCGAAGCCAGGAGUCGGGGCUUUCCAGGAAAGCUCCAGCCUUUGCAUGGCGCCCCCCUUCUCAGGGGCUGGGAGGAAGGCUUGGGGCACAAUGGCAGCCAUCACUCUGCCCCCACGCCCACCCCGGUCCUCUAGAAACACACUCUGGGGCUGCGGGGAGCUCCCAUACCUCACCUGCUUCCAGGCUAAAUUCAUUUCUUCUGUGUGAGAGGUGUGUGUGGGGAGAGGGAACAAGGACCCCCCCUCCCUGGCCCCCCCCCCACAGCGUGCGGCCAUCCCUGGGCCAGGGCACUCUGCUCUCUCCCUUCCCUGCUUCUCGGCCCCCAUUGCCCCAGCUCCACACUUGCCAUGUGGGCUGCCCCAUUGCCAUCCCCUGGGGGGGGCAGUGCAUGCAACUCCAGCUCAUGCAGUGCCAUAGGAAACUACACCGCCCCCGCCCCACCCUUUCCCCAAAAUCUGCAUCCCUCGCUGCUAUCACUCACCCUGCCAGAGACACUGUUGGGUUGCCGGAGGCGGAACAGCCUGCAUGCUGCAUGGGGGGCGGGGUGCUGGGAGCUGAAAGGAGCCCCCCAGAUAGGGCCCUUGGGGUGUGUGUGAGCGAUGAGCAUGUGUGGGGCAGGGUUCAGCUGGUAGGCUGUCCACCUCACAAGCAGAAGGUCCCAGGUUCCAUGCCCAGUAGCAUUUCCUCACA
Molecule: messenger RNA, 5417 nt
Organism: Podarcis raffonei (Aeolian wall lizard)
Lineage: Eukaryota; Metazoa; Chordata; Lepidosauria; Squamata; Lacertidae
Gene: MAPK8IP2
Product: mitogen-activated protein kinase 8 interacting protein 2
Exons: 12
Coding region: 862-4392 (1176 amino acids)
Biological process (GO): regulation of JNK cascade
Cellular component (GO): cytoplasm
Molecular function (GO): protein binding
Source: RefSeq, a predicted model, not a curated record